Messenger RNA from Bubalus bubalis (water buffalo), 6200 nucleotides. It is a transcript of the gene FOXN2, whose product is annotated as forkhead box N2. The coding region runs from base 2888 to 4207 and encodes 439 amino acids. Gene Ontology annotation, biological process: regulation of DNA-templated transcription. Gene Ontology annotation, cellular component: nucleus. NCBI's taxonomy places the organism in Eukaryota, Metazoa, Chordata, Mammalia, Artiodactyla, Bovidae. The transcript has 8 exons. Gene Ontology annotation, molecular function: DNA-binding transcription factor activity; cis-regulatory region sequence-specific DNA binding. The record is from RefSeq and is a predicted model, not a curated record.
GGCCGACCUCGGCACGCUCUGGCCCUUCCUCCAGCGGGCGCCGGGGGGUCCGCCGAGGGUGCUAUCUCGGGGUGGGAGUUAGUGUUUCUGCUCUGCAAUAUGGACACUUCCUGUUCACCGCUUCUCUUGGGCCCUCUAUCUCUGCCCUUCAUUUCUUAUUACUGGGAAGGCGAGAGGUCGUGAGGGCGUGUGCGAGGUCCCUCAGCCCUUCUGAGUUCGCCCCGCGGCAAAAGCCGAGAGUUUGGAACCCGGGAAGAAGGUGGGAGUCAGGGGAAAGCCGCCCAUGUGUGUAGUGCUCCAUUUUACUAUACUCCACCCCAUUGCCCCUUUGCAGAAUGCCUCUGUUGCCAUCGCCGCUCACGAGAGUUAGCGUGUCUUAAUUCACUGGGGGCACACUCUCGGGAAUCUUCCGGGACCUGAUUUCUGCUUUAAAGGCUCUUUAAAGCAGCCCCUAUACUUCGUUUUCUGUUUAUAGAAAAAAAGCCUUAGCGUGCAAGGAAAUGACACACAACUUCUUUCUUUCACCCCAACUCUGAGGUUGUGGGAAGAGGUCGAUUGUUAUUUCCAGGUUAGUUUACACUGUUAAUCCUGUCUUCUGAUUGUGACAGCCACGUGGCCGACUGAGUGUCAUUGAGUGCCCUAGUGCCUCUAGAGCAGAGGCUUCAGUGGCAGCCAGGGGCUUUGUAGCCCUGCACUUGCUUUGGACCCACAUUUUGGUGUUUCCUGAGAUGGGGAAGUGGAGAAAGUUGAAUUGUUCUUCUCUAUCUCUGUUCCAACCAAGUCGACUUCUCCCUAUUUUCCUGCAGUCCGUGUAAGGUGCCUUCUCCUGUUUUGAUGAUUCCUGUGUAAAAUCUAAGCAGUAUUAGGUACCAUUAAGGAGUGUUGGGGAACAGAAGAGUACAUUAUGAAGUUUCUCAACUCUGGGAAAAAAAAUCCGUUUGAAUUUCAGAGUGGUUAAGUUUCUAAUGUAAUCAGAAGUAAUCACAUUCUGGAGGAUUUCUUUUUGAUAGUUUCAUUAUGACCUGAAAAGAUGUAUUACUAGUGGAAAUACUUGUUCAGAGAUAAAAUACUUUGUUUGAUUUGUGCAUGGGCACUUUUUUUUUUAAGGAAAGUAUUAACAGCUAGUAUAGAUGUUAACAUCAACAGAUUUUAAAGAAAUGAAACUAUUUUAGAAUAUAUAAAAGUAAGAGGCCAAGGGCUGAAGAUCAAAAAGAACAAAAAGCAAAAUAAAUAUAUUAUUAAAUGAUUUUAAAGUAAGAUAGGUUAAAAAAUGUUGAAGAUAGAUAUUUGGACAGUUUGGAGUUUUCAGAAUUUAGGUAUCAAUACAUACAAUUUUAAGUACAUACAAUCUUUGAUUUCAUCAUGUUAAAUUUUGUAAAUGUUUUGGUGAAUUUGAAUUAUUUCUGUAACAUAUGUUUUUAUUUGCAUCAGUUUUAUUUGAAGAGUGCUAAACCACAGGAAACAUUUAGAAUUAUGUGGAAAAGUUAUAGCAGCACCAUUCGUUAGAAUUUUAAUAUGCCAUAAUAAUGGUUUUCAGGGAAGUUAAUAGCUAAAAAGAUUGGAGAGGCUUCAGUGCAAAAAAGACAAUGCAAUUGAGAAGUGAAUAUGUGGGGUGACCACUGAGACCAAUGCAUAGUUGAGAAAGAAAACUAAAUGAGAUGAAAAAGUACUUAUAUAAUGGAGGAAACACUGAAAACAUAUGCUGGGAGAUAACUACAUUAAUAGUUAUGGGAUGUGGCUAUCAAAUAAAACUUUACAAAGUGCCAUCCAAACAAGGAUUAAUCUUGUUCUUGUGGCAGCUUGUAUAUGUGUGCCUUGCUUUUGGAUUGUUGUCAUUUUCGCAACUGGAUUUUGCAUACUUGCAAAAAGGUCUUCCAGAAUAAAGGGCCCAAUUCUUUGUUGAUUGCUUAGGGAAGAAAAAGUGCUCUAGGAUUUGAUCCUUAUUCUUGGGUUGAAGAGACAUGAUUAAUACAUGUGAAAAAAAAAAUUUACAGUGUGAGAUGAUAUAAUUAGGAGUUAAAUUGUAUGAUGCAGGCAGGUACUGUAAGAGUUGAGAAGGAAAUUAGAAGGUUUGAGCAAGAUAGAGGGGUAACUUCUUGAAGAGAGUAAGGUUUUUGCUUUCAGAAGCCUUACCUUCAUGUUAGUCCCCCUAGAUUAAUCUUCCUAAAGAUUAUAUCACUUUUAAUGACCAAAACCUCUUAUAUCAAGAGUAAUUUCAAAUUUCUUCUCAAGAGUUUUUGAAAUUUGGACCUAGUCUCCCAUCUUAUCUUCCACAGGAACUGUUCAUUAUUUACUACUUCAACAUGGUGUAACAAUUUACUUUUUCCCUUGGCUGAUACAACAUUUUUCUGUUGGAAAUGCACCUACACACAUCCUCUUAACCACUGAAAAUCGACUCAAACUUGAGGCUUGGUUAAAAUGUUAAUUGUCUUGAGAGCCUUGGAAUCAUUUUAGACCUGCCUUCCACCUCUCAAACGGAAAAGUCUUAUUCUCUUGGGUUGUAGCAUUCUAUAUUACCUUGUGUGUUUUUUUUUAAUAGUUUUCGAGCACCUACCAUUUGCCAGGCACUGUUAUGGGAACUAAGGCUACAGCCUUGCAAAACAGAUUCCCUGUUUUUCAUCCCAAGAAAAUUACAAAGUCUUUGACCACCCAGAGGAGUCUUCCCUCCACCGCCCCCAGAUAGAUGCUUAAGUUACUAAUUGAAGUGUGGAGGCCUAAGAAUGAUGCUUUGGAAAACAAAACGACAUGGCGAACUAAGUACCUGGAGCAGCCUUUCUGCUGAAAACAACCUAAAAUGCUGGAUCAAAUGCAUCAGUGCUCAGGCCCAAAAGUAAAGACUGUUUAAACCGAAUAUUAAUUGGAAACCCAGUGAGAACUGUAAGAGUAAAUGGGUCCAGUAAUUGGAAUGACUCCAGAAAAGAGAGCUGAAACUCCAGGAGCUGAAAAGGUUGCAGGAUUGAGCCAGAUUUACAAAAUGGGAAGCUUGCCUGAAGCUGUUGAUGCUGCCAGGCCAAAGGCCACUCUAGUGGACAAUGAGUCAGCAGAUGAUGAACUCACAAACUUGAACUGGCUUCACGAAAGUACUAAUCUCCUAACAAACUUCAGCUUUGGAAGCGAAGGUCUUCCAAUUGUUAGUCCAUUGUAUGACAUAGAAGGAGAUGAUGUGCCAUCCUUUGGACCGUCGUGCUAUCAGAACCAAGAAAAAAAAUCAGCAACUUCAAAGCCCCCAUACUCCUUUAGUCUUCUCAUUUAUAUGGCUAUUGAACACUCUCCAAAUAAGUGUUUGCCAGUCAAAGAAAUUUAUAGCUGGAUUCUGAACCGCUUCCCAUAUUUUGCAACUGCACCAACUGGCUGGAAGAAUUCUGUUAGACAUAAUCUGUCCCUGAAUAAAUGUUUUCAGAAAGUGGAAAGAAGCCAUGGCAAGGUUAAUGGAAAAGGUUCCUUAUGGUGUGUUGAUCCAGAAUAUAAACCCAACCUUAUGCAGGCACUGAAGAAGCAACCUUUCUCCUCAAAAUCCACAUUUUACAGCCCUCCUGCAUCACCACAAAGUGGUUCUUUAUCACCUCACUACUUAAGCUCUGUACUCAAGCAAAACCAGGUGCGAACUCUCAAAGAAUCUGAUAUUGAUGCUGCCACUGCAAUGAUGCUUUUAAAUACUUCUAUAGAACAAGGAAUUUUGGAAUGUGAGAAGCCUCUGCCUCUUAAAACAGCAAUGCAAAAAAAGAGGAGUUAUAGCAAUGCAUUCAAUCAUUCCAGUGCUAUGCGAUUACAUGAGAGUGAUUCUUUAGCCACCAGCAUUGAUCCAAAAGAAGACCACAAUUACAGUGCAAGUAGCAUGGCAGCACAGCGUUGUGCGUCCAGGUCUAGUGUGUCUUCUCUGUCUUCUGUGGAUGAGGUGUAUGAAUUUAUCCCAAAGAGUAGCCAUGUAGGAAGUGAUGGCAGUGAAGGAUUUCUCAGUGAAGAAGACACAGACGUUGAUUAUGAAGAUGAUCCACUUGGAGACAGUGGCUAUGCAUCGCAGGCUUGUGCAGAUACCACUGAAAAGGGGCAGCCAAACAAAAAGAUGCGAAAACAAGCAUGUCAAGAAAUUGAUGAGGAGCUCAAAGAGGCAGCUGGAUCUCUGCUCCACCUUGCUGGUAUUCGUACAUGUCUAGGUUCUCUAAUAAGUACUGCAAAGACACAGAAUCAAAAGCAGAGGAAAAAAUAGAAAUACUUACUAGUGUGAAAUUAUUUUUAAAUGCGGCAAUACUCUUCUACUUAAUUCUUUACAAGGGAUAUCAAAGCCAUAAUGGACUUCUUUUGUUUUAGGGUGGGGGAGGGGUGCUAAUUGUUUAUUUCAAAAUAUUUUUGUUUUUUGAAUUUUUAUUAAAUAGUUGCUGUUAGGAUCAUGUCCAAUCAUCAAUAUGAUGUGAAAUCCUAAAUGCAUAAUUUUUGUGAUAAGUGUCUUCAAGAUUGGAAAUUUUAUGUUAAAAAAAAAAAAAGUCCCGAGCCUCUGUCUUAAACUUGUAGGGAAGUCUUUUGUUCUGUUAAUAUGUCCAAGUGUAAGAAAUGGCAACUCUUAACUUUUUUUUUCAUUUUCUUUUCCUAUCUGUAAUUAACUAUAGUUGCCAAUCCAGCUAGAAAUUUUGCUACUUUCUUUCUCCCAUACUCCUCUCUUCACACGUGUAAUCCAGUAGGAUGAGAUUUGAAUAUUUUAUUUUGUCUUAAUUUUUGUUUUUAAUUAUUUUUUGUUGACACAUGAACAAAGUUGAAUGUAAGUUGGAAAAGAUCCUAAAUGUCCAGAAAGUUCCUUUUGCAUACAUUGGCAAAGAGAUAGCAAAAAGUUCUAAGAUUUAGAAAAGGCAAUUUUGUGAUGUAAUUUCAUCUAAGAACUUCAGUUCCUGUUACAAUAUUAUUUUUUUCAAAUUUUUUAACUUCCCAGACAUUCCAUAGUGUUGAUUAGAGCCAUUUAUUGGAGCCAAAGUGCUCUGCAACCAUUAUUUUGAUUUUAGCCACUAGCUGUCUUUGCUGAGGAGAAAGUAUCCAAUGAAAGGAUAUAGCCAUGGAGUCCCAUUUAGGCACACUUUUGCAAUAAGAGGAUCUUUCAUUGGCUUGUUAAAUGUACUGCAUUCUGAAAAUUACAUGAAUGGAGUGUAAUCUAAUAUAAACAUUUGCAUAUGUGUUAUUUAUGUCAUCAUAAAUAAAGGUAGAUCAUUUAGGAAAAAACUUCUAUUCAAGCUUUGUAUGAAUUAAAUUGUAUGUGCACCCAAUUAAGUUAAAGGAUUUAACAAAACUAUAGAGAUAAAAUGCCUUCAUGAAUUUUAAAAUUUGUAUAAAAUUUUAUAAAUCCUUUUAAGGAGGUAGUGUAAUUAUGUGCCAUUAAAUCCAUCCUAAAAGAUUUUGUUACUCUUCCAAAUGUGUAUUGCCCAAGGCCUUUUUCAGUACUUGAACAAAUCUGCUUGUAUGAUACACAUUUUUUCAUAUCAUUUGUAUAGCUUGACUAUAUCAUUCAAAAAGGACAAAGGAUACUAAUAAAGUUAAACUUACUCAUAAUGUAUUUUUUACAAUGGCAAAAGCAGCUUUCUAAAAGUUCAGUCUCAUGCUACAUCUUGUUUCAUGGACAAUGACCUUGUUUUUAUUUUCUGAUAAUUUCAUAUAUACAUAUACAUACAUAUACACAUAAGCUUAUGAUUUUGGUUUGUUACUUUCAGCUGUUUCUAUGAUGAUAAAGCAUUUUUAAAAAAAGACAUUUUUAUUUUAACAUGUAGAGUUUAUUUGAGCAUAACUGUCAAAUGAGAACCAUAAUGAAAAUGUCUUUUUCAGUUGUCAAGACAUUAAGCCAGGGAUAACAACUUUAUCUGUCCUGUUUCCAUGUUAACUGUAGUUGAACCUGGAUAGCCACAGUGAUAGAAUUGCUGCUGUUGAAAUUAAUAAUCUUUCAAUUUGUUGAUAAUAAGUAUGCAGGAUGAGGUAUUGAAUUUUUUGUUCUUCAUAUAUAUCACAUCUGCUGCAUAAAAUUGCUAACCUAAGUUAACAUCUUUUACUAUACACAGUGAAUAUAACACCAAAAAUUGUUAAAUUGCUUUAUCACAGUAUAAAUAGUACACAGGGCUUCCCUGGUGCCUCAGUGGUAAAGAAUCUGCCUUCUAUGCAGGAGGCCCAGCUUCACUCCCUGGGUUGGGAAAAUCCUCUGGAGAAGGGAAUGACUACCCACUCCAUUA